UGGAUGCAAAGAAAUGUUUUAAAGGUUUUCUUGUGAUAUGAUAUAUUGUUAUUUCUUGCUUAAUGCUUCUGAGUCUAGGCCAUAUACUUAACUAGUGUAUAUAUGUAUGUCUAAUUGUGCUUUCUAAACAUUUCAGGCUCUAAUAUCCUACAUUCUACAUAAUUAAAUUACUUUCAAUAAAUAUGGAAAGAGAACAUCGUGUGACUUAUGGAGGUUUAUUCCACUCUCACAAGGUUCAAUAUAGCAAAGAGACUCAGAACUUGUUAAACCGUCUGAUUGAAGAGAGUAAGCUCUCAAUACUACAGAGGCAGGCCUUGAAAAAUUCUGUGAAGAAUGGAGAGCCCCUACCUGGGCCGGAACGUGGGAAUAGUGCCAGUAAAGGGCGGGGGCAAGGAAUGACAGGAAGGGGAGAGGUGCUGGUGCCCCCCGCUCUGCCUCGUCGCCGUAGUUAUCAGGCUAUUGUGCGGUCUGGAGCAUACCAGCGAGACACUUUCCAUCCACCAUACAACUCUAACAUGAAAGACCGAGAGGAAGAGAAGCAGAAGUUGCAGAGUCUGAUGACCUAUGGCAAGAAUCUUCCACCAGAUCCUAGUUCUCUGAAGACAUCUCGACUCAAACAGAGAGCUGAGGAAGAGGAGUUUGAUGCUGACACAUUGUUUGACCAUUUGGUUGAAGAGAUUAAGGAGCGACUAGAGUUCCUACAGGAGAUGGAGAGGCUGGGCGAGGCUAAGGCUUACCAAGAUGUCAUAGAGCAGGAGAUUGCUGCUAAGAUGCGACAGAUGGCCAAUAUAAACCGUGAUAAGUUUGUUGAACUUAGUUCUAAGAUUGACAAGAAAGCUGUAAUUGCAGCUAGAAACAAACCUUUGAAAAAUUCAUUUAGUUUGGAGAAUAAUAUAUUUCCUUGUCACUGAUCUGCUGCAAAUUGUAUCAACGAUUUAAUCAUAAUAGCACACACACACACACGUCCAAUUUGAUUUUUGAAGUGCAAUUAAAAAUCAAAUGAAUAAUGAACUAAAAUUAGUGAGUGUUGAAUUUUAUGAUGGUUUCUAUUACUUAUCUGUUUUGUGUCAAUGUCUUAUGCACAAUUUAGUGAUAGUAUUUGCAAAUUUAUGUUAUAAAUUACAAAUCUGUUUGGUAAAGAAAGUAGAAUUACUAUA
This is a messenger RNA of Homalodisca vitripennis (glassy-winged sharpshooter), 1157 nucleotides long. Its product is annotated as UPF0193 protein EVG1 homolog. Bases 183 to 911 code for a protein of 242 amino acids. NCBI's taxonomy places the organism in Eukaryota, Metazoa, Arthropoda, Insecta, Hemiptera, Cicadellidae. The transcript has 5 exons. The record is from RefSeq and is a predicted model, not a curated record.